AUGUGCACUGGCAUCAAGGUAAAGACUGUGACAGUAACCGGUGUGAUUAUUUUAGGCAUAAAUAGCAACAUUUCUUCCGCCCACUUCUCACCCUUAAGCAUGGAAGGUGAUGAUGAGAUUGGCAACAAUGUCGAGGCCGAAAAUGGAACUGGCAUUGCUGCAAAUGUGGCUGGGUGGGUCUUUUCUUCUCACUACGUGCGCCCUCCAAGCUACGAUAUUGUAACCAUCCUCGAGCUCACCUGGUUCUUUUGCCCGCCUGCAGUGACCCCUCGAUUUGAAUUUCGUCACUGA
This is a messenger RNA of Hydatigera taeniaeformis, 291 nucleotides long. The record is from the annotation of a GenBank genome assembly. NCBI's taxonomy places the organism in Eukaryota, Metazoa, Platyhelminthes, Cestoda, Cyclophyllidea, Taeniidae.